UCUAAAUCUAUAUUUUUAACAAUGCAAGUGAAUGAAUUUUAUAUACAACCAAGAUGGCGUAACCCAUAAAUAAAAUUGAUUAGAUCGCAGCUAAAGAUCUAGUUAAGACUCAGAUAGAUCUAUAUUAUUCCAGUAGACUUCUGAGACUUUUAAAAAUAUAGAUCUAGUCUAGAUCAAUAGUCUUUAAACUCUAAUACAAAGUUUAAAUUAAAAAUAAAUAGACACUUUGAAGAAUGCCUAAAAAGCGUUUGAGGCCUGACAGCAAGGAAGAUGUAGAUGAAUCACCAGGUCCAUCUCAAGUAAAAAGAAAGCGAAAAAUUCUGAACUAUGAUCCGCAUGAAAUCAUCCACGAGUUGUAUGAUACCAUUCGCAAUCACAAAACUGAAGAUGGAAGAGUAUUGUGUGAGGCAUUUAUUAGGGUGCCUAAGAGGAGAACAGCUGCUGACUACUAUGAUGUGGUUCACACACCUAUAGACUUGCUGAAGAUUCAACAGAAGGUGAAAACUGACAGCUAUGACUAUGUUGAUCAGCUGAGCGCAGACGUUGUGCUUAUGAUAAACAAUGCCAAAGCUUAUUACAAGAAAACAUCUCAAGAAUACAAAGAUGCUUGUGAUUUGUUGCAACUGUAUGAAGAAACUAGGGCAGAUUUAGUUGAAGCUGUUUUUGGUGUUGGGGACAAAAGUGAACGAUUGUCACGUAAAAAUUCUGUGGUAAAGGAUGUAGCAGAAGUUGUGCCAGAAGAAAACAGCAUUGAGAGUGAUGAUGUUGAUGAGGAAGAUAAUGAAGAUGAAUAUGAGGAAGAUACAUCAAGGAACAGUAGCAGGCAAAGGGAGCGAUCACAAAGUGCAAAUGAAGAGUUGGCAGAAGACUUGGAACAACUUUUUGCUGCCAUAGUUACUACAAAAGAUGGUGACAGAGACAUUAGUCAAGCAUUCCAGCUUCUACCACAGAGAACAAAAUAUCCUCAGUACUAUGAAGUUAUAAAACAGCCCAUUGAUCUGAAAAUGAUUGCUACCAAGAUACAAAAGAUGCAGUAUGCAAGCCUGGAUGCCCUUGAAAAAGAUUUACUUCUAAUGGUGAAAAAUGCUAAAACCUUUAAUGAACCCAAGUCUCUAAUUUACAGGGAUGCAGUGACAUUAAAAAGGGUGAUCACUGAACGUAAGCGAGAGCUGGAAUACAAAAAGUCAGGUCAAGUCAAAACAAGUGAAAGACUGAGCAGGACCAAGGACAAAUGUGUCAUUCAAAAAAUGUCAGCAAUAUGUGCUGCCCUAAAAUAUCCAUCUGAUGACAAUGAAGAAAGCAGCCAUUUUGAAAUGGAUUCUGAAGCUGAUGGAGGAGGAAAUGAUCUAGUUGAAGAUGAUCCACAGUGGAUACUUUACAAUUAUGUGAAAAACUACACAGAUUCUACUGGUGAUACUAUAGCAGAUCCCUUCAUUAAAUUGCCUAGCAAAAAGUUUUAUCCUGAUUAUUACAAAGAAAUAAAGAGACCCAUGUCACUUCAAAAGAUUCGCUACAAAAUAGAGAUGAAUCAUUAUGAAACAAUGCAAGAAUUAGCCCAAGAUUUUAAUCUUCUGUUUGAAAAUGCAAAGAAAUAUAACCAAGAUAAAUCACCAAUACACAAAUGUGCAGUAGAGCUCCAGAAAGUUAUGAUAGAGAAAUGUCGUGAGUUGGAUCCAGAUUUAUCUGAAGAGUUUAUUGAAGCGUUGGAGAAUACGGGUAAUGUUGAGGAUGAAGAUGAAGAUGCACAGGAGAGUAUAGAAGGGAAAGAGGAAGAAGAUUUUGCAGUGGAUGAAGAUGCUUCUACAGCACCUACAGGACGAGGACGUGGACGCAAGUCUAGCCUAGGACUGACCAAUACACCUGAUAGUGAUAAGAAAAAAACAGGAAAAAGAGGACUUGAUGACAAUGUUAGAAAAAGAUUGAAGUUGUUGUUUUCUACUGUGUAUGACUAUAGCGACAUUAAUGGGAGGUUGCUGAGACCUAUUUUUAUGGUCCUCCCUUCACGCAAAGAUUAUCCUGAUUAUUACCAGGUUAUUAUGGAACCCAUUCACCUGACUAUGAUAGAAUCUAAACUUAAAGCUGAUAAGUAUCCCAAUGAGCAGGCAUUGUUGUCAGACUUUGAGCUAAUGUUUAACAAUGCCAGGCAUUACAAUGAAGAGGGUUCUCAAGUUUAUCAAGAUGCCAAUACAUUGGACAGGGUCCUUAGAGCCAAGUGGAAGCAAAUGUCUGGGAAAACUUCUGGUGGUAGAAGAUCUAAACUUUCUGAAUGUAAUCCACUGGCUGAGAAGCUUCAAGAGUUGUAUGAAAGUGUCAGAGACUACCAGGACAGGGCUGGUAGAGCAUUGUCCUCACCAUUUAUCAAACUUCCCAACAAAAAUGAUUACCCUGAUUAUUAUGAAGUCAUCAAACGACCAAUAGACAUGCUGCGUAUACAACAGAAGAUGAUGUCUUCACAGUAUGAGUCAGUGGAGGAUAUGGUGGCUGACUUUGUCCAGAUGUUUGACAAUGCUUGUAAAUACAAUGAGCCAGAUUCUGUCAUUUACAAGGAUGCCCUGGCACUGCAGAGAGUUUGUUUCCAGAAGAAAUUAGAGCUGAUGUCUGACUGUAUGAAUAAUGUACCUGAUGUGAAAGCUUUGACUCAAGAGCUUAUGAAAAAUCUGUUCAUUUCUACAAUUAGUCAUGAAGAUGAUGAAGGCAGAUGUUACACUGAUUCCUUUGCUGAACUUAUUGAAAAAGAUAAAGCUCUACAAUUAAAUGGAGAGAUUACAGAGCGACCUUUGACUUUUGAUCAAAUUAAAAGAAACUUAGAUAAGGGUCGCUACCGAAGAGUGGAUAGAUUCCAAGAAGAUAUGUUUAAAGUCUUUGAAAGAGCCAGAAAAUAUAGCCGCACUGAUUCUCAGCUUUAUGAGGAUGCUGUGGAAAUGCAAAACUUUUUUAUUAGAACUCGUGAUGAGCUGUGCAAGAAUGGAGAAAUGCUGCUGACUCCUGCUCUUAGCUACACAGAGCGUCAUUUAACUUUGGCAUUAGAGCAAGAACAAAAAGAGAAACUGGAACAAGAAAAACUAGAACAAGAGAAACAGGAAGAGGAAGAAAAAAAGAAACUCUCAGAAGAAAAGUCAGAGGAAGAAAAGACAAGUGAAGGUGAAAAUGGUGUAACUGAUGAAGAAUGUGAAUACAAGGGACAAAUGUAUGCCAAGGGAGAUUUUGUUUACAUAGAUUCACGAGAUACUCCAGAACCCCAUAUCAUGGUGAUAGAAACAUUUGGCACAGAUCAGAGUGGGCAAAAAGUAAUCAAAGGUAACUGGUUCUAUCGACCUGAGGAGACGUACCAUAUUGCAACACGCAAGUUUCUAGAGAAGGAAGUGUUUCGAAGUGAAACAAGUCAUGGAACACCCUUAUCUGAAAUUGUUGGACGUUGUUGUGUUAUGUUUGUCAAAGACUACUUCAAACAUAAGCCAGAGAAUAUUCCUGAUAAAGAUGUUUAUGUUUGUGAAUCACGUUACAAUGUUCGUCACCGCAGUUUCAAGAAAAUAAAGGUUUGGCAAAUUCCACAAAGUAAAAACUUAAAUUUUGUCCCCCGUGAUGUGCCAUUGACUCCAGUCAGAGUUGUUUCUGUCUUUGCUGAUAAAAUGAGUAGUGAUGGCGUGUUAGAUGAGAGUGAUACAAUCUUGGACAAGAAAAGGGAGAUUGUACCUUCAGAAGUAGAGCAUGAGGAUGGUAAUACAUAUUAUGAUCAAUAUGUCUGUGACUUGGGGUGUUUUAAGUGUGGGGAUGGUGUAUACAUCAAUAACCCUGCCGGACUUCCAGUUAUUGCCAGAAUAGAUAAAAUAUGGACAGACAACAUGGGUGAAGCAUUUUUUCACUAUGCAUGUUUCUUGCGUCCAUCUGAAGUGGAGCAUGCACCAACACGUUUGUUUUAUAAGAAAGAAGUGUUUCAGUCAUCCCUUGAAGACUGUGCUCUGAUUAAGAAUAUUGUUGGCAAAUGUUGUGUUCUGCACAUGAAGGAGUAUUGUUCCAGUCGACCAACUGAAAUAGCUGAGAUUGAUGUGUAUAUAAAUGAAUCAAAAUAUCAGGAAGCUGACAAAUCCAUCAAAAGACAGAAAUUGAUCAAAAAGUACACAUUGUCUCCUAAAGUGGUUGAUGAUGAAAUCUAUUUCUUCAGGAAACCUAUAGCACUUGGAAAGGAGCCUUCUCCCCUUUUGAUGAAACAAAAUACUGAAGAAAGUUUCUUCCUGGACAAUGAAGAUUCUUUGGGUGCUGAACCUGAAGCAAGUAAUGAUGGGAUGUCUGUCAGUAUGGAUGUACCAAGCCCUGCUCCCACCAAAUCUCAUAAAAAGAAACCCAUCAAUCCUCGUCGGCAGCCAAGUGGUUAUAUACUAUUUGCUGGGGAGAUAAGAAAGCAGAUUUCUCAGGACAAUCCCAGCUGCUCUUUUGGAGACAUUAGCAAGAUUGUUGGCACUAAGUGGAGAGCCUUGUCAAAAGCUGAAAAAGAUGUUUUUGAAGAGAAAGCUCGUAAGCUAGCAGAUGAUGUGAAUGCCAAACAAGCUGAAACAGAAAAAUUAUUGAAUGAAUCUGUUCGUUCUCAAAGCCCAAGUUCUGAUUUUGGAACUGCCCCAGCAACACCCGUUCACCCCAUUUCUCAAGCUAGCCAACAGGGUUUUAUCCAAGGUCAUAUGACCCCGGCAGGCCCUUUCAAUGUCAGCCCCUUGCCUUUGUCUGGUAUGGCCAAUGGUAUGCUGUACCCCAUGCAAGGAUAUCCUCCCAUGUCACCUCUGAUAUUGAAUAAUAGCUACAUGAUUGGUCAACAAGCAACUACACAACAGUGCCCACCCUCGCCAAUGUUUGUAUCUGUCCCUCCUAGAACACACAAGCUGAUGCACUCUGAAACUUACUUCAGAUACAUAGAGAGUUUAACUUCAGAUUCUCACUACAUCUCCAACUGGGAGAAAACAUUGUCAGCCACACAGGACAACACACCUGCUGUACCAGAGGCCAACCUUCCCGGGCAAUGGUUGGCUCAGGGAGCGGGGUGUCAUGGCAGCAUUACAAGUGCAUUGUGGGCACUACGUGACUUUAUGUUGAAAGAUGCUCUAAACAUUGCCAGAGCUGUACCAUUUGAUGAUCUUUAAAUGCCCAGUUGGCUAAAUUCAUUCUACUCUGGGCCCUAUGGGGAAUAGGAUAAUAUUGUGUUAACCUAAUUGAAAACAAUAGUUUCAAGUAGAAAAAAUAUGGGGCAUUAUAUUUUAUUUUCAAAAUAAUUUUUUUUUAAUUUUUAAAUUAUUAUGAAUAUGGCAUUUAAACAAAAAUCCUUGUUAUUUUAGAGAUUUUUGUUGUCUUUUAUUAAAAACAUAACAAAAAAAUGAUACAGAAAAUAAAUUAUGAAUUUAAGGAAAGUCUUUUUAAAACCUAGGUUACUUUAAUCUAAGUACAGAAAGAUUUUUAAAUUAAAAGUUUUACUAUUUCUUCUACAUUGUAUAUGAAAAUUCCAUAAUUUUCUUUAUGAACCCUUCUUCUUUUAAACUAAAUGUUUCUCAAACUUUUACCAGUAGCACAAGCCUAGUGGAAUAAAACUUUCAUUCUUGCACCUCCCCUCCCCACCCCCCAAACUACUAAGCCAUCUGGGGUUGUGCUGUAGGUUUUGAGAAUGUUAUAAAAAAGAAUAAACUUAAAGGCAUACAAUUAUAACACAAUUUUUCUGUUUUUCUUUGCAUAUAUAUUUACAAUAAUUUUGGAAAACAAAUUUACAUAAUGAAUGUUGUUCAUCACAGUUAGCCAGUUUAUUUUAAUUUUUUUUAAAUUAUUGUUUUGUAAAUACAUUUUUUAAGUGUUUUGUGUGUUUGAAACUAAUCUUUCUGGAGAAGGUAGAGGAGAUGCAACAGGUUUCUCCCCCAGCCAGCAUUGAGUUCUGGGGGAAUGCUGAAAGUUUUGUUUUUUUUCUCUUAGAUUGCUUGUCAGAAAAGGUUCAAUUGAAAAGGGUCGGGGCAAACCAAUAUGUAUGUCAAAUUAAGUCUAAUAAAUAAUGUGUCAGUAAUGGCCAAUUCAAGGUUCAUAUUUGGCACAUUAGAUCAUCUUUGUGUUAAGUAAGACAUAUUAUCGCUUAUCUUUUUUUUUUUUUUUUUUUGUCAUGUGAAAUUCUUCAACAUAACCAUGUACAAGUCAGACAAGAGUUCAAUUUUUUUUAGUAAUUGAUUGUAUGAAAAUCAUUUUACUAGGUUAAUAUUCAGACAGAUUUUUUUUUGUCCCAGCUUCCCACCCCCACCCUUCCAAUCAAUCUUGCCAGGACAUCCAUGGAGGUGCAUCCCACAGUUUGAGAAACGCUGCUUGAAACCGUUAUUUCAAUUCAAAAACUGCUUUGUCUUAUGAACUUUGUAUUCAACUAGCUACUGAUGUACACAAUACACUUGUUUGUCUUAAGAGGCAGCACUCAUGUUUUUAACAUGUUCAUUAAUAUCACUUAUUUUAACUCUAUACUCUAUUGUUUUAACUAGGAAAACAUUUUUCUUUUCAAUGUACAUAUAUCAUUUAAAUUAUGUUAUUGUUUUUUUUUUCAAUGUCUGUGUAAAGUGGAAAUGUUGUAUGACUAGUUGUUUGUUAGAUUAGAUGCUACAGGUUUUUGUGCACAAUACACAAUCUCAAAAAGGAUUGACUAUUACGCAAUUGUUUUUAAUUGUUUCUGUGGUAAAAGCAAUCUCAUGAUUAAUGAAAACAUAGUUUUGAUAUUUGAGGAGGCGAAUACUUAGGUGAGCCCAUAUACAUAGGGUCAUUGAGCUGACAUUGAUACUGUUGAGUGUAUUGCCAAGUUAAAAUGUUUAUGUUGUCAAAGUUUUUAUAAUGCCAUCUUGAAUGCUUCUCUAUGUUCAUGGUUUUUCAUUUAUUUUUUUUUAAUAAACUCUUUGUAACUA
Biomphalaria glabrata is the source of this 6902-nucleotide messenger RNA. Its product is annotated as protein polybromo-1-like. The transcript is spliced from 39 exons. Gene Ontology annotation, biological process: chromatin remodeling. Gene Ontology annotation, molecular function: chromatin binding; protein binding. Lineage: Eukaryota; Metazoa; Mollusca; Gastropoda; Planorbidae. Gene Ontology annotation, cellular component: RSC-type complex. The coding region runs from base 234 to 5129 and encodes 1631 amino acids. The record is from RefSeq and is a predicted model, not a curated record.